Monomorium pharaonis (pharaoh ant) is the source of this 2389-nucleotide messenger RNA. It is a transcript of the gene Roe1, whose product is annotated as grpE protein homolog 1, mitochondrial. Bases 141 to 848 code for a protein of 235 amino acids. Gene Ontology annotation, molecular function: protein-folding chaperone binding; protein homodimerization activity; adenyl-nucleotide exchange factor activity. The record is from RefSeq and is a predicted model, not a curated record. The transcript is spliced from 5 exons. Gene Ontology annotation, biological process: protein import into mitochondrial matrix; protein folding. Gene Ontology annotation, cellular component: PAM complex, Tim23 associated import motor. Lineage: Eukaryota; Metazoa; Arthropoda; Insecta; Hymenoptera; Formicidae.
AUGAAUGAUGACUUCUUACAUUACCCAACACAACAUUCUAUGAUCGUGAUUGUUUGUGUUCUCUGAUCGCUCCGUUUUGUCAAGUUUCAUCAUCCGCAUCAUCCGUUUUCCGGGAUUUCGUUUGCGAUCGCAGUUGAAUUAUGGCAUCAAUCAUUGGACCGGCGGUAUUGCGAUUUAGCCGUGUGACGGUCGAUAAUUUGUAUCAAAUAAAUAAAAGUGGCCUGCGCAGAUUGCCACGUGUAUCUACUGCAUUUUCCUGGCAAAGGCAACAUUUUAGUACAAUAACAGAAGAGAAGAAGCCAAAUGCCACCGAUGUACCUUCCAUGUCAGAGCCUACUGAAAAUGAAAAGAAAUUAAAAACCGAACUAGAGCUUAUUAAUAAAGAGCUUGUCGAGCUUAAGGAAUCAAAAGAGACACUGGAAGAUAAAUAUAAAAGAGCAUUGGCAGAGGGAGAAAAUAUCAGAGUUAGACUUACCAAACAGAUUAAUGAUGCCAAGCUUUUCGGUAUUCAAGGUUUCUGCAAGGAUCUCUUGGAUGUAGCUGACGUAUUAGGAAAAGCUACUGAGAGUGUACCGAAGGAUGAAAUAACAGAGCAGAAUCCACAUUUAAAAAAUUUAUAUGAGGGCUUGGUCAUGACAGAAGCUCAAUUACAUAAAGUUUUCAAGAAGCACGGCUUAGUUUCAUUGAAUCCAGUAAAUAAAAAGUUUGAUCCUAACGAGCACGAAGCAUUAUUUCAGCAAGAAGUUGAGGGCAAGGAGCCUGGAACAAUUGUAGUUGUAUCAAAAAUAGGAUACAAAUUGCACGAGAGAAUAGUGAGACCAGCAUUAGUAGGUGUUGCUAAGGGAUAAUUAAUGUAAAGCGUCAACCACUUUCUAAAGUGUGCGCAUGGAUAUGUACAUCUCGCACAGUGCGAUCAUCUGCGAUUUCUACGAAAAGGGACUUGAAAAGCAAAUAAUACGCGAAUUGUUUUCGGUAUCUCGGUAGGAUAAUUAAAAAAUAAAACGUUUACGUCGCGUAAAGCGAGACGUUGCAAUGUCUUACAUAUUUCUUGUAUAUUAGUUCACAAGUUUCUACUCUAGAUCGCUGAAAUCCCUAUAGAAUUCAUAUAAUAAAUGCCGUCUUUUUAGUGUCAGAUAAAAUAUGAUCUAUUGAAUUUCUUGCACGGAUGAACGUUUUGUACAUAUAUUUUUACUGUAUGCAUUAGAUUGCAUUCGCUUUGGCGCUUAUUGUGCUUUAACCAUCAUUUUAUCCUUGUUGUUCCAUUAAAUAAAAGAUAAAUAACGCUGUGAGCGCCAAAGUUACACGUAACUAUAGAAAUCCGUGAUAUUAGUUAAACAUCCAUGAGAAUCUUGAGAAACGACGAUCGCUUUGCGGACGAUUACGCGCCCUACGAGGCUAAAAACAAACGGGCGAGAGGAACAAUACAUGGGAACUUGAUCCAUGAAGGCAGACUGCUUAUUUACGGAUCAGUGAUCAUGAUUCAGCGGCAGCAUCCGCGAUUUACCUAUACGACAAACUUUCACUAUUCUCAUCUCAUUAUGCCAGCGGAUAGUCAUGCAAACAAAUUCUCUCAGAGCUAUGCUUGAUCGCUCUUGAAAAGACGCGUAUGCUUCGGGUCUUUUUCGAGAAGUUUUGUAAAAUAUUAUUCUAACUUCUGAUUUGGUCAGUUUUAAAUGGAACCUGAUGAUAAUAACAACAAUAGCAAUACGUAUAAUAAAAUAAUAAUGUAUGCAUAUGUAUUAACAGAAAGGCAGUACAGGCUAUUAAUAAAAAAUGUAUAUUGUUUAUUACAUCUGCUUACGAGAUUCAGGUAACAGUAAAAAGUGACAUCAUCUUAUGAAUAAGGAUGGGAUCAAGUACAUUCUAGGUAGUACUGAUAACAUCUACAGCACGUUCGAAUUUUUUACUGCCACUUGGAAACAUAAGUCUCUGCGUACAAUGAAGAAUAUUAGAUAUCAUGAAUUAGAAUUUUAAAAUCAAUUUUCUCAAUAAACAAUAACUAAUAUUCUUCCAUUGUGCGUAGAGCUUAAUAGUUUUUAAUCGUAAUCGAAACUUUCCGCUCGAACUUAUGAGUAUAACAGUACAGUAGAAUAGUCUCGCAAUACAAUAGAACCUUUGCAAAUCAUGUUUCACAUGCAUUUUGUAUGUUGUUUACAUUUUUAUUAAUCUUACUUUCUAUCUUUUCAUUGACGUAAAUGAUGAAAUUUUUGAUGAAAAUAUUGAUGUAAAGAUGAAUUUUUCUGUUUUUGUGAAAAAGUUCUGUAGAAGAUAUAUGGUUUCUUUGACUUUGCGGCUACAUUAUUAUAUAUGUGAAACAAUGAGAUAUUGCAGAGUUAGAAAGUUAAUUAAAUAUCAUUGAGAGUUGCUCGAUUUUUUUUUCUUAAUCUUU